AUGGAAGCAGUCAGUGCAGUUGCAAAUAUUGUUGCGCUCGUGGAGGUGACCGCGAAGAUUGCCAUUGAGUGUCUCACGUAUAUCAAUGCGGUCAGGGCUGCGUCUGCUGAUAAACUACUCCUCGAGAAGGAAAUCAAUUCCUUGCUCGACAUUCUCGAUGAUGCCAAGCAACUUCUGAAUGGUCCCAAUACCGCGAAGCUAUCUUCCUCGCAGAAACUACACAAUGCGGUUGUCGACUGCCACUCGCAGCUCUCAGAGCUGGAAGCCAGAGUCAAGCCGAAGAAGCCCCGCAAGAUCGCAGGUUUCAUCAAAUUUCGGUCGUCUUUAAAGUGGCCCUUCGAGAGCAAAGAGUUCGAAAAACGUCUCCAGAACAUGGAGCGAUGUAGGAAUACUAUACUUUUAGCAUUGCAGAUUGAUCAAACAGUUGCUAUUCUCAGCAUAGUAGAGAAUCAAGAUAACGCAACACUCUCAACAGUUCUAUCGCACCUACCCUCUGCUGAGGGGGCAUCUUUCGAUUCUCAUGCCAACGAGGGUGACCCAAAAUGCCACCCUGAUACCCGAACGGAUAUCCUUCAGCAGAUUUUUAACUGGGCAACGGAUCAACAGUCCCAGGCCAUCUUCUGGCUAAAUGGGAUGGCUGGUACCGGAAAAUCUACUAUUUCACGAACUGUGGCUCAAACCCUUUCUGGCAUGGGCUUUCUAGGUGCCAGCUUCUUUUUCAGAAGGGGCGAAGGCGACCGUGGCCAUGCAGCGAAAUUUUUCACUACCAUUAUCGCCCAGAUGGUGUCCAAAUUGCCGGUGUUGUUAGAACAUGUGAAAAAGGCUAUUGAAGCAGAUCCUGACUUGGUCAAGAAGGCUCUUACCGAGCAAUUUGAGAAAUUUAUUUUGGAGCCUUUGCUUGAGUUGACGGGACGGUUUCCAAAGGCACCACAUCUCGUUAUUGUGAUUGAUGCUUUAGAUGAAUGCGAACGCGAGCAAGAUAUAAUAGCCAUCCUUCACCAUUUGGCCAGGACGAAAACUAUUCAGUCGAUAAACUUGCGGAUCUUCGACGAUCAUAACCAAUCGCUCAGCACGUCCGACUCCUUUCUACCUCCAGAUUGGCCUGGACAACGUCGCCUCAACAUCCUCGUGGACAUGGCGCUACCGCUCUUCAUUUUUGCGGCCACUACGUGUCGAUUUGUUGGCGAUCCCAGAUUCCACCCAGAAAAGCGCCUAGGGUUGGUACUAAAAUACCGAACAGCCGCGCAGACAUCCAAAUUCGACAAAACUUAUCUUCCAGUGCUGGACCAGUUACUCACUGGUCUCGAUGAAGACGAGAAAGAGGUUAUGCUUGCUGAGUUCGAAGAAGUUGUUGGCUCAAUUAUAAUUCUCACAGAGCCUCUGUCCACAAAUUCACUGGAAAAUCUCCUCGGGCUUGAAAAACCGGAGGUCGACCGAAGACUGAAAAUGCUUCACUCGGUCCUGAAUGUUCCAAAUAACCAAGAUUCCCCCGUCCGGUUGUCACAUCUUUCAUUCCGCGAUUUCCUUAUCGACACAAAAAAGCGCGGCAAAUCCCCGUUCUUUCUCGACGAAAUGAACCAACACAAGCGCGUAGCUUCUAGAUGCCUUGACUUAUUAUCUCGGCCUGGGGUUCUGAAAACGAACAUUUGCGAUAUAAAAGUACCUGGCACGUUUAGAGUGGAUAUUGACAGGAAGACGAUAGAUAUGUGCCUCCCGAAUGAAGUAAAGUAUGCCUGCCGUCAUUGGGUAUAUCAUUUGGAGCAGAGUGGCGAUCAUAUCCGCGAUGAGGACCGAGUCGAUAAGUUCCUUCAGGAGCGUUUCAUUCACUGGCUUGAAGGCCUCAUUUCAGAGGCGAUCCCAAUGAUCAAAACGCUGCUAAAUUUAACUGCGCCCGGUGAGAGCAACGCUCUAGCACUAUUCCUCAAUGACGCAAGACGUUUCGUUCUGAGAAACAGGCAGAUUAUACAUACUGCACCUCUUCAGGUUUAUUCGUCAGCUUUGGCUUUCGCUCCAGAGAGCAGCGUUGUCAAAAAGCAGUUUAAAGAUCAUGUCCCGUCGUGGAUCCGCCGUGUGUCGGGUCUCCUCACUGACUGGGGGGAUACCCUGCAGACGCUUGAUAGCAACACUGGAUAUAUUGCAAAGAUUCUCUUCUCGAGCGAUAAUAAGUUGCUUGCCGCUGAAACAAACGAGGCAGUCAUACUUUGGGACGCUGAAACCGGAGAACAGAGGCAAAAAUUCCAACAUCCUCCCAGCAGCUACGACUUUGCGUUUGCUUGGAAUAGUGAUCUCCUCGCCAUUGCGGCCCGUUCUUCGAUACAGAUAAUUAAACCGUCUACAGGAAUGGUACUCCGGGAGCUACCUGCUCAAUCCGAAGAACGUUUCGUAACUGUUCUAUUCUCACCGAACGAUAAGGUUCUAGCGUCGGCAUCUCCCCAUAUCAUACGGCUGUGGGACCCCGAUUUAGGAGAGCUUCUACAGACGAUUGAGACAGGCGACCCUCCUUGGCAUAACCAUCUUUGUUUCUCCGGGGAUGGUAGUUAUCUAGCCUUUACACUAAGAGAACGAGAAAUCAAAGUGUGGGACGUACGUGAGAAACGCCUAUUGCGCACAUUUACCGGACAUAAGCACCGGGUGCGCAAUUUCUCAUUUUCACACAGCGGGGAUAUUGUCUCAAUGUCAGAAGAUGUGAUAAAAAUCUGGAAUCCGUCAACCGAGGAAGCAUUGCACUCCUUUGAAGACCACGGGGGCUUGGCUACUGUGACCGCAUUUUCCGCCAACCAUCUAGGAUCUGGCAGUAUCAGUCACGUCCUCACAGGCCAUAAAGGUAUAGUAGCAAGCAUUGCGCUUUCGGGAGAUACUAAACUUCUUGGAUCUGCGUCGAUGGAUUAUACUGUUAGACUCUGGGAUUUGAACAUAACUAAGUCGUCUGGUGACACGGAUCCUUUUCCCAUACUGUCCAUUGCUCUCUCCAAAGAUGUUAAGCUCUUGGCCGCCUCACAGUAUGAUGGAGGAGUUGCGAUAUGCGAUAACCUUGUUAAUCUCAAAUUAUUCAUCAACGGAAACUGGUUUAGCCACCUGGUCUUCUCAGAAGAUAAUAGGUUCUUGACUACCUUUUCUCAAACUGAUAAGGCUGUCACCCUAACCGAUCUGUCCAAUGGCGAAAAUGAGCUGCUGCUUGAUCUAAGUCACAUUGAGGCCCGUUAUCCUCGCGCUAUGCCCUGUAUCUUCUCGGAGGAUGGAAAAGCAUUUGCUCUGUCUGACUAUGACGACAGGAUAUGCCUUUGCAAUCUGGAGAAGAAAACCACCCAGUUCUUGCACAAACCUGGAACUGGGACCCCAUGUAAAUUUUCAGAUGACGGAUCUUUGCUCGCUUCCUCAACCCGCCGCUCGGGUUCCCCUUGCGACAUAAUCGCUCUGCAUGAUGUCUCCACAGGAAAGCAUCUCCGAGACAUUGAAACCCGAUGCUUAAUCAGAAAUGGAGCUAUUGCGUUCUCGAAAGAUAACAAAUUGCUGGUCAUAAAGGAUUCUCAUAUGGUGGAAUUGCUGGAUAUAGCAACAGGGGCAGAAGUGGGAAAGGUUGAAACCGACACUGGAUUCUGGGAAAUUGGAGGCUCUCCUGAUGAUUUUUCAAGCGUUGAAGUUAAAUCCGGAUUGCUAAACAUUCCAAAUAUCACAACCGUCACGCAACCAGCAUCGGAACGACAGCCCGUGUUGAAGCUCUAUUUUCAAGACGAAUGGGUGAUACGCAACGGCGAAAAGUUUCUCUGGGUUCCGCCGGAAUACUGCCCAGACAGCCCGGCUCGUAUGGUCUGUCGGAAUAACACUUUUCUGUGGGGGAACCAUCUUGGGGUAGCCACUCUUGUUGAAAUUGAGUGUCCGUGA
Blastomyces gilchristii SLH14081 is the source of this 3882-nucleotide messenger RNA. Its product is annotated as NWD2 protein. The record is from RefSeq and is a predicted model, not a curated record. NCBI's taxonomy places the organism in Eukaryota, Fungi, Ascomycota, Eurotiomycetes, Onygenales, Ajellomycetaceae. Bases 1 to 3882 code for a protein of 1293 amino acids. Gene Ontology annotation, molecular function: protein binding. The transcript is spliced from 5 exons.